Nicotiana attenuata is the source of this 1405-nucleotide messenger RNA. RefSeq names its product nitronate monooxygenase. Bases 81 to 1082 code for a protein of 333 amino acids. Lineage: Eukaryota; Viridiplantae; Streptophyta; Magnoliopsida; Solanales; Solanaceae. The transcript has 6 exons. Gene Ontology annotation, molecular function: nitronate monooxygenase activity. The record is from RefSeq and is a predicted model, not a curated record.
AAAAAUGUCCAAGUUUGGCUCAGAAACAUCACUUCACCGCAUAAGUUAGAAGUUACGGAUCUAUCUGAAGAAAGAGAGUUAUGGGUUGGAGAGGGAUAUUGGGAUUUGAGUAUGGUAUAGUGCAAGCACCCUUAGGACCAGAUAUAUCAGGUCCAGAGCUUGUUGCUGCUGUUGCUAAUGCUGGUGCUCUUGGUCUUCUUAGAGCUCCUGAUUGGGAAGAUCCUGAUUAUGUGAGGGAGCUCAUAAGGAAAACAAGAACCUUGACUAGCAAACCAUUUGGGAUAGGUGUAGUUCUUGCAUUUCCUCACAAGGAAAAUUUAAAGGCUAUAUUGGAUGAGAAGGUUGCAGUAUUACAGCUUUAUUGGGGUGAAUGCUCAAAAGAGUUGGUUCUUGAAGCUCAUAAUGCUGGGGUCGAGGUUGUACCCCAAAUUGGGAGCUAUGAAGAAGCAAAGAAAGCUGCAGAAGCUGGUGUAGAUGCAAUUAUUGUCCAAGGUAGGGAAGCAGGAGGCCAUGUUGCUGGCCAGGAUGGUUUAAUUACCUUAUUGCCUAGAGUUGUCGAUCUUGUUCGUGGUGAUGACAUUGCAGUAAUUGCUGCUGGAGGAAUUGUCGAUGAGCGUGGUUAUGUUGCUGCACUGGCCCUUGGCGCACAGGGUGUGUCAUUAGGCACUAGGUUUCUCGCAACAGAGGAAAGCUAUGCGCACCCAACAUACAAGAGGAAGCUCAUUGAAUUUGAGCAAACAGAAUACACAGACUUAUUUGGUCGCGCAAGAUGGCCAGGGGCACCACAUCGCGUUCUGGCAACCCCGUUCUUCAAGGAAUGGAAAGCGCUCCCAAGUCAUGAGAAUGAGACAAAUCAACCUGUCAUUGGCCGCACAAUCAUACACGGCAGGGAAAGAGAGGUUCGUCGUUUUGCUGGUACAGUUCCAAAUGCCUCAACUACUGGAGAUAUCGAAAGCAUGGCGAUGUAUGCUGGUCAGAGCAUUGGUCUUAUAAAGGAAAUUCUACCUGCAGGUGAAGUGAUAAUGAGGAUAGUUGAAGGGGCUCAACGACUGAUUGAUCAACAAUUUGCGCCCAUGAAUUAAGUCAGCAGGACCAAACAACUAGGUACUAUAUUCAUUUUCUUGCCUAUGUCCUGGUUUGUAAACCAUAAGUUGAAUUGAUCGCACAUUAUGUGCCAAGAAUGCAUUCACAUGAAGUUCAGAAAGGAAAAACAUGAAAAAGAAAAUUGUACAUGAAUAAAGAUUGGAGUUAUAGAGGUGGAAAUAAGAUGAUGUGUUGUACUACCCCUCCAGUUUGCUGUUUGUUUACUUGAUACUUGCUUGUAUCCUCAUACUUUUAGGUUUGACCUUUUUCUUGUUCAUUUUUGAGUUAAGCAAUAUAUCUACUAAUGAACUGAAUUCUUGGA